Apiotrichum porosum is the source of this 759-nucleotide messenger RNA. RefSeq lists its product as uncharacterized. The record is from RefSeq and is a predicted model, not a curated record. The transcript has a single exon. NCBI's taxonomy places the organism in Eukaryota, Fungi, Basidiomycota, Tremellomycetes, Trichosporonales, Trichosporonaceae. The coding region runs from base 1 to 759 and encodes 252 amino acids.
AUGAAGACGUCCUUCGCCGCCCUCGCCACGCUCCUUUUCGCGCUUGCCACGCCGGCCGUGGCACAGUGCUCCCAGUCUACCGUCACCGUCACCGUCACCGUCCAACCUGCUGCGACCGCCGACAGUGCUGGCAACGUGGGAGCCGUCACCGGAACCGCCGUCGGCUCCCUUGCUGGUGUAGCUACCCCUACUGCGGCGGGCGCCAACUCUGGAUCCACGGGCGGCAGCGACUCUGGCGCCGCAGGUGCCGUCUCUGGAGCGGCGGGCGCAGCCUCUGCGGCCGCUGGUGCUGCCUCUGGUGCGGCCUCUGAAGCCGCCGGUGGAGCCUCGGCCGCCAACGGCACCGUCACGUCCGCCGCGACUCCUGUCACUGAGACUGCUGCGGCCCAAAUCACGGACGGCUACGACGACUGCGAGGAGGGAGACUCGACCGACGUCCCGACUGCGACCGACGACUGUGAGGAUGACGCUGCCCAGCCAGAGGAGACGGACGACUGCCAGGACGAAGGCGACGUCACGACCGCGUGGGGAGCCACGGCCACGGGUGGCGCGUACAACACCACUGUCGAUUCCAGCAACUCCACUGUUCCCGUCGACAACUCCACUGUUGGCCUCGACAACUCCACUGCUGGUUCCAACUCGUCGCUCGUCAAUGGCACCUACGGAGCCGACAACAGCACCGCCAACGUCACCGCGGCCGUUCCCGUCGACACCAUGUACACCGAUGCCGCCGCGACUGCGGCCGUGACCGCUUAUUAA